AUGGCGCUAUUAGAUGGUGAAAACAUUGAGCACUUAGAAAUCUCCUCUAAUGAGGUGGCAGAUGAAGAGGGUUGGACCAUGGAGGAUGUGAAGGAGAACCCAGAAGAUAUUGAAGAGGAGGUGUUGCCAGAGAACAUCACUCUCCUGCUUCCCUCCUCACUUGGCAUUGAGCAAUGCAAGAUGGUGGGAUGGGAGAGCAUUGCACAGCAGGAGUUACAGCUACGGGUUGGCCAAGCCAAUGACUGUCUUGAAGACUUGUGA
Sparassis crispa is the source of this 261-nucleotide messenger RNA. RefSeq lists its product as hypothetical. Lineage: Eukaryota; Fungi; Basidiomycota; Agaricomycetes; Polyporales; Sparassidaceae. The transcript has a single exon. The coding region runs from base 1 to 261 and encodes 86 amino acids. The record is from RefSeq and is a predicted model, not a curated record.